AUGGCAGCGGUGCUGGGUCAUUGGUCGUUCCUGCGAGUACGGUUGCUCUUGGCGCUGAAGCCCCUGGUUCCUGGGCUCCGACCUGUCACCGUGGCCGCGUACGGCACCUCAGUGACCUCUGCAAAAGUGGAUGUGAAUGGUGUUCGGCUGCAUUAUCAGCGGACUGGAGAGGGAGACCAUGCAGUCUUGCUGCUUCCCGGAAUGUUAGGAAGUGGAGAGACUGAUUUUGGACCGCAGCUUAAGUACCUGAAUAAGAAGCGCUUCACAGUAGUCUGCUGGGAUCCUCGAGGGUAUGGACAUUCUAGACCCCCAAAUCGAGAUUUUCCACUGGAUUUUUUUGAAAGGGAUGCAAAAGAUGCUAUUGAUUUGAUGAAGACACUGAAGUUUCCGAAGAUCUCUCUGCUGGGAUGGAGCGAUGGUGGGAUAACAGCGCUCAUUGCUGCUGCAAAAUAUCCAUCUUACAUCAACAAGAUGGUGAUCUGGGGGGCCAAUGCCUAUGUCACCAAUGAGGAUGAAAUGAGUUACCUUGGGAUUCGAGAUGUUUCUAAAUGGAAUGAAAGAACAAGAAAGCCUCUAGAAGUCCUAUAUGGGUACGACUACUUUGCUCAAACUUGUGAAAAGUGGGUGGAUGGCAUUCUUCAAUUCAAAUAUCUGCCUGACGGUAAUAUCUGUCGACACUUACUGCCCCUCAUUCAGUGUCCUACUUUAAUCAUACAUGGGGAGAAGGACCCUCUGGUGCCACGUUUCCAUGCGGACUUUAUCCAUAAACAUGUUAAAGGGUCACGGUUACAUCUGAUGCCCAAAGGGAAGCAUAACCUGCAUUUACGUUUUGCAAAUGAAUUCAACAACCUAGUGGAAGACUUCCUACAAUGA
Messenger RNA from Orycteropus afer afer, 873 nucleotides. It is a transcript of the gene BPHL, whose product is annotated as biphenyl hydrolase like. Lineage: Eukaryota; Metazoa; Chordata; Mammalia; Tubulidentata; Orycteropodidae. The transcript is spliced from 7 exons. The coding region runs from base 1 to 873 and encodes 290 amino acids. The record is from RefSeq and is a predicted model, not a curated record.